AUGGCCGCCGAUGGGGAUCCAAUUGCGCUCCACACGAUCAGCGACGAUGUGCUGGCUGCGAAACUGGCACGGUAUAAGAAACUUAUGAACAACUUUGCGACGCUUUCUCAGGCGACCAAACUCGAAAAGGUGAUCAAUAGAGAUCACAGAGAGACCGAGCAGGAAUUGCAAGAGAUCAUCGAAGAGUCGCAGACCCGUGAUAAUCAGGAGAUUAGGAAACUGGAGCUCAGGAGGACAAACCUGACCUCGUCGUUGGGUAAGUUCCAUGCCACACUGGAACAGCUUUCCGGCUCGAGCGAGUCCGCGAGGCAGAUCUCGGCGCGGAUUAGGAUGAUCGAACGCGAAAGGACGUUAGUUCACAAGACCCUGCAGUUUAUUGAACAAUGCAGGCAACUGAAGUACAGCAUUUCGGUGGUGAGUAGCGCGUUGGAGAAGAAUGACCACCGUUUAGCAGCCAAUACCAUCGAGAAGAUCCGGACACUGCCGCCCGAAGUUGUCGAAUCUGAGUUUGCGAAUAGGGUGGUCCCUUGUAGUGAGAUCCCAGAGCAACCAGCACAGCUGCUGAAGGACUGGACUUCUAGGUUAUCGGAGGUAUUUACGGAACAGUUCCAGCACGCGGCAAAAGCGCAAGAUGUGGAACAGUUGACAUCCUACUUUGAGCUAUUCCCUAAGAUAGGAUAUGCCGAGCUGGGGUUGGAAGUCUACUCCAAGUAUGUGUGCGAUAUCAUUGCAGGUCAGAGUCGUAAAAUCAUGACAGGCUCUACUGAGAGACGGCAUAUGUUUUACUCCAAGGCGCUGCUCCAUCUCUUCAAAACCGUGUCCACCAUUAUAAAUAGCCACUCGCAGGUUAUCUCAGGGUGCUAUGGCGCGAAAUAUAUGGUGCAUAUCAUGGACAAAGUUCAAAAGGAAGCAGACUUACAAGCAGGGAUAAUAUGGGACACAUUCAUGGAUGUCCGGCGCAUUGAAUAUCUGCUUGCUGAAAUCAGGGAGUGGCACGAAGCACAGGCCCAAGCCAACAAAAAUCAUCUCCAUGGCGCAAAGCCAAAUAGCAGGCCACCCCCAAGCUCCAUUAACGAAUUAACAAUGUUGAUUUCUGAAUAUUCAGCCAUCUUCCAGCAUUGGUCCAUGUACUGCAGGUUUUUCGCUCUGAAGUGGGAUGAGUUUUCGCAGAACACGGCCACAGAGUUAGAGCUACCGAGCCUUAUUUCGGAAGGAAAGUUCAGCGCAAAGGUGACUGACUCUAUGUCUGGGUUUGAACAACUGGUGCGCCACCAACUCUAUAGGUCAUUCGCAAAUGCUGUCGACCUAGAAGAACUACCAUCUUUGAACGACUAUUUAGGGCCGACCCCAUACGACCACGAAGAUUUAUCGAGCUAUCCUAUAAGCUCUAUCCUGGAAGACCUAGUUCUGCUCAUUCGAGUCAAUCUAAUUGCAACUGUGAACACUGGUCAGAAGGCACUGCUCUAUAAGUUCUCUGAAGCUUUAAUGAGGUUUAUCCAGACCGAAUUCCUGAUUAAAGUGCUACAAUCAAGAUUUAAGAAUAUUCAACCUCGUCUUAACCCUUCCCUUGUGUUGAAAAAAUACCUGCCGUCUUCAGAUCCUACAUCAGUCGGUAUGAGGUCUCUCUCGCCAAAGCCUGUAACACAGGAUACUGGUAAAUUGUCACAGUUCGGCUUCAAUUUUAAGAGCGCUGCGACAAGCACGUUAACAAACCUGCAGUCUAAUAUACAAUCUGUCUACACCGACGAGGAAAGCGUGUUGAAGCUUCACCAUUUCCUGAUCUGUGUCAACACUUUAUCCAUAGGUGAGGUAUUUUUCAAACGUCUUCUAAUCACUGAGAUUUUAGAAGACCAGCCACAGCUGUUGCACAGCAAUUUCCCCUUUGGUCGCGACGCAACGGAUGUGGAAUCGGUAUUGCGUACUUUAUUCGGCAAUAUUCAGACUCAGGGCGGCAAACUGUUGAAAUGGUCCCUACUACAACUAUUCGAGAAUAUGCUCAAGGGGAAGCUUAAAAGGCUGGUUGCACCUAUGUUCGUAAGUGGAACAGACCAGGAAUACAUAUGCACGGCACAUGAUUUUGAAAACCUUUCCACUCUGAAUCUCUUUCUGACACAGUGGAAAGAACUGAUACUUCCCUUUUCGAACGUUCUCUACAAAACGGCAUACAUCGAGUUAAUUUCUCAGAUGAUAGACUACCUCUGCGAAGCCUUGGAAGAGAAGAUAUGGGGCAUUCAGUGUAACGAACUCGGAGGGUUGAAGCUGGAUCGCGAACUAAGCCUUAUGAUCACAUCCCUCUGCGGCCAGCACUACUUUCUCCGUGAGAAGUUCACGAGACUAUCCCAAUUAGUCCUCGUCCUGGGCCUAGAUGACGAUGACUUUGACCCAGCCACCGGAGAUAUAAAGGAAGAAACCCUAUCUUCUAUUAACUGGAUUCUCAGUGCACCUGAGAGAGUGAGGGCUCGCAAUAUGCGCGUAGAUAAGAGGAGCUGA
Molecule: messenger RNA, 2490 nt
Organism: Eremothecium gossypii ATCC 10895
Lineage: Eukaryota; Fungi; Ascomycota; Saccharomycetes; Saccharomycetales; Saccharomycetaceae
Gene: COG4
Product: Golgi transport complex subunit COG4
Exons: 1
Coding region: 1-2490 (829 amino acids)
Source: RefSeq, marked provisional